AUGAGAUUUACAAGCUCAUCUGGUAUUUGUCCAGUUCUAGUAUGUCUCUGUUUUGUGCAGAGAUGCUAUGGAGCAACCCAUCACAAUCCCAUAAAAGUGACCAGAAAUCAAACCAAACACAUAGAAGGAGAAACAGAAGUUCACCACCGGCCAAAACGUGGAUGGGUAUGGAAUCAGUUCUUUGUUUUAGAAGAACACAUGGGACCAGAUCCCCAGUAUGUGGGCAAGUUGCACUCAAAUUCGGACAAAGGUGAUGGAUCUGUGAAAUAUAUAUUAACUGGUGAAGGAGCCGGGACAAUAUUUAUCAUUGAUGACACAACAGGGGACAUUCACGCAACAAAAAGCCUGGACCGUGAACAAAAGUCACAUUAUGUUCUUCAUGCACAGGCUAUUGACAGAAGAACCAACAGACCUCUUGAACCAGAAUCUGAAUUUAUUAUUAAAGUUCAAGAUAUCAAUGACAAUGCACCUGAAUUUCCUGAUGGACCUUAUGUUGUCACAGUUCCAGAAAUGUCUGAUGUUGGUACCUCAGUAAUUCAGGUGACAGCUACAGAUGGGGAUGACCCUACUUAUGGAAACAGUGCCAGAGUUGUUUACAGCAUACUUCAAGGACAACCAUAUUUUUCAGUUGAUCCAAAAACAGGAGUUAUUAGGACAGCACUUCCAAACAUGGACAGAGAAGCAAGAGAACAUUAUUCUGUCAUUAUACAAGCAAAAGAUAUGGCGGGUCAAGUUGGAGGACUCUCUGGAACAACUACUAUCAAUGUCACGCUUAUCGAUGUCAAUGAUAACCCACCAAAAUUUCCUCAAAAACAUUACCAACUAUAUGUUCCAGAAUCAGCCCAAGUCGGAUCAGCUGUCGGGAAAAUCAAGGCUAAUGAUGCCGAUAUCGGACUUAAUGCUGACAUCAGGUACUCCAUCGUCAAUGGAGAUGGUGUUUUUACCAUAUCCACUGAUAAAGAAACAAGGGAGGGAAUCCUUUUGCUAAAGAAGCCAUUAAAUUAUGAGAAAAAGAAAUUAUAUUCACUGAACAUCGAAGGAGUAAAUACCCAUCUGGAUUCAAGAUUUUAUCAUCUGGGACCUUUCAAAGACAGCACCAUGUUAAAAGUGAUUGUAGGGGACGUAGAUGAAGCACCUUUGUUUACAAAGUCUGUAUAUGAGAUGGAUGUGUAUGAGAACGCCGAUAUCGGAACCAUUGUGGGAUUGGUAUCAGCCGAUGAUCCUGAUAGCACUAACAGCCUAGUAAGGUAUUUCAUGGAUAAUAAUUUACAAGAAGAGAAGAUUUUUGAAAUUGAUUCAAAAAAUGGUGUAAUUAAGACAACAAAACGACUGGAUCGGGAGGAAAUCCCCUGGUACAAUAUUACAGUAUCAGCAUCAGAGAUAGAUAACCCAACUCUUGUGAGCUAUGUUUCAGUUGUUAUCAAAGUGUUAGAUAUGAACGACAAUUCCCCAUAUAUUGAAAAUGAAGAUGCAGUUGUGUGUGAGAAUGGGAGAUCUGGGCAGGUUAUUCAUACGAUCACAGCCGUAGAUAAAGAUGACACAGCAAAUGGGCAAAAAUUUCAUUUUUCUCUGCGAGAAAGUCACCCGCAAAACCCAAACUUCACUUUAAGAAAUAAUGAAGAUAAUACAGCAAGUAUUUUAACAAGACGGAGAAAGUUUAGUAGAACAUCUCAAGAUAUUUACUACCUUCCUAUUGUUGUUACCGAUGGUGGGACCCCAUCUUUAAGUAGCACCGGAACCCUCACUAUUAGAGUAUGUGCCUGUGAAAGAGAUGGACGAGUAAGAACUUGCCAUGCUGAAGCUUUUCUAUUAUCUGCUGGACUUAGUACUGGAGCCUUAAUCGCAAUUCUGCUUUGCAUUGUCAUUCUACUUGCUAUAGUUGUUCUAUUUAUAACUCUUAGGCGAGGAAAAAAGGAACCUCUUAUAAUUUCUGAAGAAGAUGUGCGUGAAAAUGUAGUAACAUAUGAUGAUGAAGGUGGAGGGGAAGAAGACACUGAAGCUUUUGAUAUUUCAGCACUUCGAAACCCAUGUGCAGCAGAGGAUUUAAAAUACAGAAGGGACAUAAGACCAGACGUAAUGUGUACACCAAGACAUCAGGACCAGUCUUCUGUUGAAACAAUCAAUGUUCAGGAAUUUCUCAAUCAUAAGUUGGCGGAGGCAGACCGCGACCCAAGUGUGCCCCCCUAUGACUCAUUACAGACAUAUGCCUAUGAGGGUCAAAGGUCUGAAGAAGGAUCCAUAAGCUCUCUAGAUUCUUUAGGAACACCUUCUGACCAGGAUUAUACAUUUCUGGAUGACUGGGGACCAGAGUUUAAAAAACUAGCGGAACUCUAUGGAGAAAAGGAAUCCGAAAGAACAAAUUAG
Molecule: messenger RNA, 2364 nt
Organism: Bufo bufo (common toad)
Lineage: Eukaryota; Metazoa; Chordata; Amphibia; Anura; Bufonidae
Gene: CDH18
Product: cadherin 18
Exons: 11
Coding region: 1-2364 (787 amino acids)
Biological process (GO): adherens junction organization; multicellular organism development; homophilic cell-cell adhesion
Cellular component (GO): plasma membrane; catenin complex; adherens junction
Molecular function (GO): calcium ion binding; cadherin binding
Source: RefSeq, a predicted model, not a curated record